Phytophthora infestans T30-4 is the source of this 1431-nucleotide messenger RNA. Its product is annotated as catalase. Gene Ontology annotation, cellular component: mitochondrion; peroxisome; cytoplasm. Bases 1 to 1431 code for a protein of 476 amino acids. The transcript has 2 exons. The record is from RefSeq and is a predicted model, not a curated record. Gene Ontology annotation, molecular function: catalase activity; heme binding. Lineage: Eukaryota; Oomycota; Peronosporomycetes; Peronosporales; Peronosporaceae. Gene Ontology annotation, biological process: response to hydrogen peroxide; hydrogen peroxide catabolic process.
AUGGCUCCACCCACUCUUACAACGAGCAAUGGCGCCCCGAUGCCGCGAUACGGACUGACGGCCUCCGCCACUGCUGGGUCCACUGGACCACAGCUGCUCCAAGACUUUGAGUUUAUCGACCACCUCUCGCAUUUCGACCGUGAACGCGUCCCGGAGCGCGUCGUGCACGCCAAAGGGGGCGGCGCAUUCGGAUACUUCGAGGUGACGCACCCCGAGAUCACCGACUACACGUGUGCUAAAAUGUUUUCGAAUGCCGGCAAGCGGACGCCAGUAGCAGCUCGAUUCUCAAUCGUGACGGCGGAAUCCGGGAGCCCCGAUACGAUGCGAGACCCGCGGGGCUUCGCGCUCAAAUUCUACACGGAAGAAGGCAACUGGGACCUCGUGUGCAACAACACACCGAUCUUCUUUAUCCGUGAUCCGAUCCUGUUCCCGAGCUUCAUUCACUCGCAGAAGCGUCUACCAGCGUCGCACUUGAAGGAUGCCAACAUGGCGUGGGACUUUUGGUCUCUACGUCCCGAGUCGCUACACAUGCAGACGUGGUUGUUCUCGGAUCGUGGCAUCCCGGACGGAUACCGAUUCAUGAAUGGCUACGGCAGUAACACGUUUGGGAACGUGAAUUCGGAAGGCAAGCUUACAUACGUCAAGUACCAUUUCAAGUCGGAUCAAGGGAUCCGUAACAUGCCCACGAUGACAGUGGAGCAAGCCAAGAAACACAAACACAUCGCGUUCGAUGUGACCAAAGUCUGGCCACACGGAGAUUUCCCGUUGAAGGAAGUUGGACGUCUGGUGCUCAACAAGAAUCCACGCAACUAUUUCGCUGAGAUCGAACAAUUGGCCUUCUCCCCGUCGCACAUGGUGCCUGGAAUCACUCCUUCUCCCGACAAGAUGCUACAGGGCCGCUUGUUCUCGUAUCCCGACACUCUACGUCACCGUCUUGGCAAGAACUACCAGCAGAUUCCGGUUAACCGUCCGCUGAAUGAACCGCAGACGUAUCAACGUGAUGGCCCCAUGGUAGUAAACGGGAACAUGGGCGAUGCUCCAACUUACUUCCCGAACAGUAUGGGAGGACCCGAGGAAGUGGAAUCGCUGCGCUACACAACGUACGAUGGCGAACAUACCGUGGUGGACAAAUACUCGUCUGCCUACGAUGACAACAUCUCGCAAGUCCAAAUCUUCUACCGUAAAGUACUGGACGACGAAGCUCGCGAACGUCUAACGGAUAACAUCGCGACGUCGCUUGUGAACGCCUCCAAGAAGGUCCAAGACCGUACGCUGGACAACUUCAAAGAAGUGGAUGAACACUACGCUCGACGUGUCAAGGAGAAGAUGGACCAGAUGUUGACAGCCAAGGAGUCCGUUCCCAAGUCCAAGAAACAUAUUACGGCGCCACUGAACCCUCCACGUAAGGCGUUCACACCCGUAGCCCCGUAG